This is a messenger RNA of Protopterus annectens (West African lungfish), 6671 nucleotides long. It is a transcript of the gene GCA, whose product is annotated as grancalcin. Gene Ontology annotation, molecular function: calcium ion binding. The coding region runs from base 212 to 856 and encodes 214 amino acids. The transcript has 8 exons. The record is from RefSeq and is a predicted model, not a curated record. Lineage: Eukaryota; Metazoa; Chordata; Ceratodontiformes; Protopteridae.
UUUCAUGCGACAAGGUAGUGAUGGUGGCAUUUUUGUAAGCGUGCCAAAAGUCUGUUCUGAUUGGUCAGUUAUAAAACUAUUUCCAGAUAGGGAAGUGGAGUAUAACUCGGUAGGUGCUGUAUUACUCUUUUUCCGGGUUAGUGGUUUGUCUGUUGGGAAAAAGUGUUGAAGAUAACAGAAGCAUAAUAACUGUAUCUACUUCGGGAUUUUCAUGGCUUUUCCAGGAUAUGGUUAUGGUGGAUUUGGUGCACCAGUGCCUGGAAUGCCUGUAGCAGGACUGCAGUCUGUGCCCGGUGGAGCAGCAGCAGGUUACCAAGGAUAUUCUCCUUUUGGUGGUGGCUACCAUGUUAGUGCGGAUCCUAUGUGGAAUUACUUUUCUGCUAUAGCAGGGCAGGAUGGCGAAGUGGAUGCUGAUGAACUUCAGCGGUGUUUAACACAGUCUGGAAUUCAUGGUUCUUACACUCCUUUCAGUUUGGAAACCUGCAGAAUUAUGAUAGGCAUGCUGGAUAGAGAUUUUUCUGGGAAAAUGGGAUUUAAUGAAUUCAAAGAACUUUGGGCAGCUUUAAGUGGAUGGAAACAGAAUUUCAUGACCUUUGAUAGGGACUGCAGUGGAACAGUUGAACCACAUGAACUAAGUCAAGCCAUUUCAUCUAUGGGCUAUAGACUAAGCCCUCAGUCACUGAACGUCAUUAUUAAACGUUACAGCAAGAAUGGCAGAAUUUAUUUUGAUGACUACGUUGCUUGCUGUGUGAAACUAAGAUCGCUUACAGAUGCGUUCAGAAGAAGAGAUAACAUGCAGCAAGGAAUUAUUAAUUUUAUGUAUGAUGACUUUCUACAGUGUACCAUGGUUGUCUGAUCAACACCACAGAAAUUCGUGGAUGGAGUACUCAUCAUGUGAAUCCCAGACUGUGAAAUUUACCACCACAUUAAAACAUCGGUCUUUUAGGGUUUUCUAGUUACUGUUUCUGUCAUUUUAGCAAGGGAGUGUGCACAUUGAUUUUUUGUAUUGUUUUGUAAAAUUAUUAUCCCGGGAUGAUUUUUAUUAUUUUUUGCACUGUAGUGUUUAUAUUCAGUUUUGUAUUGCACACACAUACAUUGCCAUAUUACUUUGCUCAGCAUUAGUCUUUGAAAAAUUUAUAUGGAGUAAUUAUGUAAUGCAAUCACUUUACUAUUUAAUAACACCUGUUGUAUCUAAAAUGCGUUUAUUUUUGUAGUAUGUUUUAAAUUUAUGUACCAUUUCUUUUACAAGGCAUUGCAUUUUAUACUGCUUUUACUGAACUUUGGAAAAAGUGAUACCUUGUGCAAACUAAAUGAAGGGUAAUUGCAUUUAGAAUGUUUUUGAAAACAAGGUUCUUCCCCAGUGUGAGGAGAAGUAGUUAAGGAAUUAAAAUUAAAAGCCUUUGCUGAGAUCUCCUGGCUGUGUGACGUGAUUGAAAAUAGAAGAACUAAAAGAUGCUGCAUUGGCUGUGGUUAAUGGAAAUCCUAGUAAUAAAACCUGGAAUCACACCCAGCCAUUGGCCAUGGUUAAUGGAAAUCCUAGAAAUAAAACCUGGAAUUACACACCUAGCCAUUUCCCAUGGUUAGUGGAAAUCGUCGAAAUAAAACCUGGAAUCACACAUGCAGCCAUUGGCCAUGGUUAAUAGAAAUCCUAGAAAUAAAACCUGGAAUAUCACACCUAGCACCUGUACAGAGCGCAGCAACCCGAAGACACCAUAUAAAACAAAGACUUAGUGAAAUCUUUUCAGGGCUGCUAGCCCAGGGGGGACUGUAGCAGUUUCAUUAGUGAAACUUUAAAAAUCCUUGUUCUGACGUAGUACCUCAGAACUGGAUCCACAAUACAAAUACAAGCAGAGUAAACCAUGAAGUCCCCUAAAGCAUGGGAAAUUUAUUAAGUGGAGUGAUAAGAGGAAGGAGUUCAGUAUGCCAGACAGGGGUGAGUGGAAUUCGGAAGGAUAAGAGAAGGCUAUAAAAGGAUUGUAAAUGCUUAUUUAUUAUGUUCGUUAACCAGAAAAGUUAACACAAUUUUGUUACUACUUUACUUUUUGUUACUGCCAAGGUCAAAGGUAUAUACAAACUUUAUGUUCAGAAAUGCUGACAGUAAGUAAGUAUAGGACAGUAGCAGGAGUAAUAGGUUCACAGGUACUUACUAGGCUGUAGAUCCGUAGUGAUCUUUAGAAACCUAUCCCUGCAUUCCCUUGUAGGUUUUAGCUCUUGUAUAACCCUGAGACAAACGGAAUAUUUACAUGGUGUUCUUAUCUACGAGGGACAAAGCUGCUAAAUCAGGAAUGAAAUUGCGGUUACCCAUCCAUUCAUCCAGAUUGCAUUUAAAUAGAGUAAGAGAUGUACUUUGCCGUAUGUGGAGAGGAAUAUCAUCCCAAAGAAGAGGUAUUCUCUAUCUAGCCAUUGUACAUGUUCUGUUUCUGUUGCAGUACAGAUUGACACCUGUUGAACAAGGGUUUAUGCCCCCAUUGGACUUAUGAAUGUGCAGUAGGUCUGACUGCAUUAAAUCAGCGGCACUGCAUGCAUAGUAGAGAUCUCCCCUCAGUAGCCUGUAUGACACCAAGGAGUGUGACAAGGCUUGGAAGAAGGUCCACAUAGAUUCUUUCACUUAAUUUUCUUAGAAGGCAUUGUGGGCAUUCAAGUUGCAUCGGAUGUUUGGACAGGUGCACUCUGAAGGGGACAGUGCAGUGAUCACCUAAUGAGAGACCUGUACAGUGGAAUGAUUACAUCCCUGACCUGGACACCAUACCUUUAGGUGUAAGCUGUGCCAUGAAAAGGGGCCAUCUUACAGUAAUUAUGUGCUGAUUUUGUGGUGAUUGUAUUUGUGAUACAGUAAGCAAAUGCAAGCAUGUAAACAUGUCAUGUAACAUACCUUUAAAGCAGUGACAUUUGUAAGAUUCCUUUGAGUGGUAAAAUAAGAGUAAGAUGUACUACUUGCAUCUUCAGGUAUGUUUCAGCAAGCAGGUGUUUCCGUGAAGGAUUUCCCCUAUUAUGAUAUUGCAUAAGGGCCUAGAAAAGUUUCAUCCUAGAUUCUUAGAUCAUAAGUAGAAUGCUUUCUUUUUGGAUUAACUGGCAUCCAUCUGGCUUUCAGUAUAACGCAACAGUAAUGCUCACUAUUUACAGCAAAUGUAAUAAAUUGAAAUAUAUGUAUAAUAUUUUUGUAAUUGUGUAAUUGAGGUGUUAUGGCACACUGGAUGUUGUGACUGGUAAAGCAUAUUCUAAGCAGGGGAUAAGAGCAUUAAUGUCAUUUGCUCUUCUAGCAUUAGUGGUUACUAAGUGUGAUAAUAUGUGGGAUGAUCUUAAUUGAUUUUAAUACAUUUUCAGUAGUUUUGGUCCAGCGAUGGAAAAGAUGAUGGUGAUCUGUUCAAACUCCCAAAUAUUUUUCUACCUGCAUUGGUGGAAGGAGAUUUUCAAAAUAUAGUUUGUUAGAAUAGGAGAAUUUUGUAACCUUCUCAACUGCUUAUUUCCAGAAUUGGGGACAAAUCUACAAAUCAGACAUUUAAAUGUUAGUUUUAUUCUUGUGAAAUUGAUGAAUACGGGAAUGUGAAUUAACAUGUUUUUUUCUGAAGUAAAAGCAAUCUAUAACUGUAAUUGUUGUCAUUAAGUGUAAUCCACUACCUUGUAUUCCAAAAUUGCCAGUUUUAGGAGAAACGGAGCUAAAUUUUGUGCCAAAAUCAGGGAUAUUUUAAAGAUAUAGGAGUAGAACUGUAGGUUUAAGAUGUAUUUGAGUUUAUUAGGAUAUAAUCAGUUCCACAGAUGCUGAAUUUUUCUGCAAAUGUUUUCAGCCUAUUGACUGGGUUACUAAAAUUUAACUGCAUUUAAUGGUCUUGCCAGUUCAAUCAGUUAUAUAUUUAGAAGGUCAUUAUAUUAUUUAUCAAGGAUUUAAAUUACAGUGAACCCAGAACUAACUAUUAACAUAUGCCACAAGUGAAAGGAGUUAUGCUAAGUUUGCACCACUCAAAAGGUUAUAUGAUUUUUGAAUCCUCUUGUAACAUUAUUGGAAGAGCCAUACUUGGUCUUUGGAUAAGGAAAUAAUUUCUUUCACUUUCUUUCUAAGUAAAUUGGGCCAAGCCAUAUUGGUCCAGUGAAAAUUAAAGUAUAAUAAAGUGAAAUGGCAGAAAUCUGCCAAUCGGGUGGAGAUGGUAAAAUAACUACAUUUUAAUACACUAUUUUCAUUUAGUGGGGUUAGGGAAGUUUUAUAAAUGGAGUUUGCCAACAGGAAAUGGAAUAAUUCAAAGAAUGUGUAACCUAGAGUGGGGGUGACAGGUUUCAAAGAAGUAUGUGAAUGUUGGGUAAUUAAGCAGAAGAUAUUCAAGCAAGAUAUCAAGCUUAGAAACGAGUAAGUAGAUAGAGUUAAAUAUACAAAGAUAGCUUAAAAAGGAAAGAAAAGAUGGGAAAAACAACACUUGUAAGAAUUUGGUAACAGAGGUAAGUACAAAAGAAAUCCUAAAAUUGAGAAUCAUUUGCCAAGAACCUUUUGAGAGUUGGCGAAGGAUAUUAGAAACAGCUACAAACAUUGAAGGAGCUAAAGGAGAGGGGGCAGUUAAUAAAGAUGCCAGUAUUAUGUUUUCUGAUCUGUACUUGUUUAUUUGUUGCAUUCUCCAGGAUACAUUAAAUGCAAACCUGAAUGGUAACCAGUCAUUAUAAUCAGUCUCUUUAGUCCAAGUUUGCAUAUUCAACACAAAGGUACACCUGGUUUCUUCAGAAACAAAAUGUAGACACAGUUCAACUGAUGUAGACCAUUUAGACUUCCUUCAGGUUAAAGUUCACCAUCCAUGUAGUUGAUGUUAGUUUACCUGUGUCAUUCAGAACACUUUAUGCUUCAAAGAUGAAAACCCGUAAACAUAAAUUUUGCCUCUCUGGCAUAGAGAGGUGAAGUUUCAUCAUUGACCAAAAUGACCCAAGUUUGACUAGCAGCUUGGGCAUCAGAAGAGCAAGACAGGGUGGGAUGAGCAUGAUCGACUCAUGCCAGGUCACCCAUCCUUGAGGAGGGAAAUGGUCACAGUCAGCCAGUCUACUCCUGUGCAAAUGAAGGCUUACAUAGUAAUGGCUUCAGGACCAGGAGAUGUGCACUUUCCAUUCCAGUCCAGUGAUGAGAGCUGACUAGUAUGAGUGUACUCCAACACACACCAGUGGAAGGGCUAGAAUGCUCCUGCAGUGAUUUUAAGUGCCCAUGUCAGCCACCAUAGAGUGGGGUUACUGACCUAACUACAAAACCCUUAAUGGUUGUGUGACAGCUUCUGAGGAAGGGAGGGCUGAUGGUCAGAAGUCAACAAGAGAGAAAAAAGCAACACACAUCAACCUCCAUAUAACAGUGCAAAGAUUCUGAGGUGCAUCCACAGAAUAUUUGCAAAGUGCGAAAAUGGAAAAGCAGUUCAGUGCACUAAAGAACUUCCUUGUAUUACAGGUGAAAAUGUUGCAUAUGUGCAUUGGUCAGCCUUCAUGUCUUUUACCAGCCCUUCCUUCAUACCUGCCCACCCACGUAUCAGUACUUGUAAUGUAGAUUCAAUGCAGUAGCUAUAGAAAAUAGUAGUGCUGCUUCAGUCUGUGCUAAUUGAUACAAAAACUCCAAUUGGCUGAGAGCAGACCUAUAGGUUCCCUUCCCCAUCCUUUCUUUUACAUUUUUCUAAACUGUUCUCUGUGUGCAUCCAUUUAUUUAUUUAUUUAUUUAUUUUCAACUUGACAUGUUUAUAUGUGUGUUCGUUCUUUCUUGAAUUUCUGUUUUAACCUCUUCAGAGUUUUGAGGAGCUGGAUCCUCUCCUAGACAGGAGUGGGUCUAAGGCAAAGAAUCUGCCCCGCAAAGAAUGCUAAUUAUCCUUAAUUUUAUUCUGUUUGCAUACUGUUUCCAACUAUGCCUUUCCCAAGUGGUUAGACAUCUUUUGAAUUAUUACAUUCCCUGCUGGUUACUCCAUUUAGAAGACUUCCAUUGUCCUAGUAAAUGUUUUGAUUACAGUUCUAAAAUUCAGCUCUUUAGAGCAUCUUCAUAUUUUGCCACAGCAUUUUGCUGCUUGCUAGUCGGGUAUCUGUACUUUGUUUCAUUUAUUAUAUUCCCAGGGAAGUGGGACAGCGCAUAUUUUGAUAUUCCUUUUGUAAGCCUUCUCAAGUGUUUCUGAAGUCUAUUUCACCCCUUCUGGCCUUUGGAUAUCUCUCUGUAUUUGGUUUAACUCACAUUUAUUAAUCUUUAAAUAUUUAUAUCUUUUAUAAUGCAAAUGCUACCACCAACUUGCUCAGCACAUCUAUUUGGUGUUGGUUUACCAGUAUUGAUUUUAUAACAAUCUGUUAUUUUGCCCAUUGUCUUGAAUUAAGUGCUUUUCUCCUGGGCUAGCAGGUUAGAGGUAUGAACAAGUCUUUUAGUGUCAUCGGACUGCUGGUAUUGCCAUGGCUACAGGAAUCUGAUUCCAGUUUUAUAACAAUUUUUCACAACCUGAAGUAGCUGUCUUUGUGGUUCUUCUCUAUGCCCUCUUCAUACGUCCAGAAGACCUAGGGGGAGGCUUAUUAAAUGCAAUUCCUCAACUUAUUUUCAUCACUGUAGUAAUGAAUAUCUUAUUUAAAAGAGUAAAAUGCUACUUUGUAAUCUAUGUUUAGUAUAAUAAGGACAGAAAAGGAAUUCAUGUUUAUACAGUUCUCUGUAAUACCUGAUCUUGUGAAAUAUUAAAGCAUUAUACAGGCUU